CACAGUGCAGGGCAUGCGCAGAAGUGCAGAGUGAGGACAAACCAGUAGAAGCUGCGGAAGAGAACUUAAUAUAGCGUUUCUUUAAUUUUACUUUGGUGGCUAUCUUCAACAAUACAUUUAUUUAUCACUGGUCUAGCGUCAGAUAUGGCCCGUGGGCACCAGAAGUUCCAGUCCCAGCAGAAGAAUGCCAAAAAGCAGGCAGACAUCAAGAAGAGUAAAGGCCAUGACCAGAAGGCAGCAGCAAAGGCUGCUUUAGUAUACACCUGCACCGUGUGUCGGACACAGAUGCCCGACCCAAAGACCUUCAAGCAGCACUUUGAAAGCAAACAUCCAAAGGCCCCAAUGCCCCCGGAGCUGGUUGGUGUGGAGGCGUAAUAGAUUGAUCUCUCUUAAAGUAAGACAGUUGUGGUUGAUUCCGGACAGGCUUCUACAUUUUGCAAUGUUUUAGAUAAAAUAUCUUCAGUCCAACUUCAAUUAUUCCCCUAUGCUGCCUAAUUUAGAUAUGGUGUAUGCGUGUUUUAUGCAGGUGUGUGACUGGCCCAAGGUCUUAUUUCCAAAUUGGAGUUUUUAUAAAACUAUCCUUAACAUGCCAGAAUUUGGCCGAGGGCCAGUAGUGAAGGUAGACACACUGCAGAUAGCUACCCUCUUUUUGGCCUGUGCCAAAAAUGUAUAUGUUUUUAUCUCCGAUUGUAUGCAAUAUUUCUAUCUGAUCAUUUCAAAAUGUUAUGCUGACAAGACUAGCUUGUCCGUGGGCUCUACCACCAUUACACCACCUCAGGGCUCCUACAGUUUCAGGACAAGCUUUGAAUUCAGAAGAAAAUGUGAACUUGGCACUGGCUCAGCUGAACAAAGUCAUAAUACUGAGAUGAUAAUUGGAAGUCAUCUGCAUCCAAAGCCAAUGUACUGUGAAACCCGUUAUGGAUUUUGGCUGAAUCUGAUUUGUGAUGUGCCAGUAUUGGGCUCGUAAAUCUAGUUUAUUCAGAAUAGUUUUGGAGUUCACAGUGUGCUUGGAAAGACACUUAUUCAAAACCAUUACUAAUGCUUUUUUUUUUUUUUUUUUUUUUUUUUAGUAGAUUCAGAUUUACUUCCAGUCUGCACUGAUCUUUUUUCCCGUGCUUGGGUAAUUUUUUAAAUUUCAUAACAAGUCUAUCAUUUUUGUUGAUAUGAAGAAUAUAUUAAACACACUGUGCUACAUGGGCGCUGAAAUUGUGUGUUGCAUUGCCUCAGAUCCUCAUGAAAUGUGUCUAGUUCAUGUCCAAUGUUAAACUUUCUCAUGUGCAACAGAGUUGUAAAAGUCGACCAGAGAGGGCACUGCAAGUCUGCACACAGCAAACCCUUCCAUGACACAAUUUCCUCGACUCAUAUGACUGCAUAAAACAUUUAUAUUAUCAUUCACCCUGUUAGACGUGGUCUGUUGACUGAAUUGGGGUGAAGAUAAAGGUUUGCACUGGAUGUUUUAAAUGAUAACGCAUUGAGCUUCUCCUGUUCUCCCAGUUUGUCAUUGUAAUAAGUAUGUGGCAUAAUUGUGUGCACCGCCUUAGUGUUUGAUGAUGAUUUAGUUCAUCACUUUUGUAUUUUGCAGUGUAACGUGUCUCACACUGUCAUCUCAAAGGCAUAUGUGAAAACAAUCCCAAGUACAGUCUCACACUGUUUUGUGUUAUCCCAUCCCGAUGGUGCAAAAGUAUUUCAACUCUUGCCCUGCAUUAAAAUUAUAAUUAAUUUAUAGAAAGGAACUAUUUUCAAAACAUUUAGACCUACUGUUCAUUAACCACUGACAUUGUAUCACUGUGCUAAAGUCUGGACUGACUACCAGGCAUGUUUUUACUUUUGUAAUAAUCAUAUCUUUGUCCACACAAUGUUAUGUAUCCCCUUUUAAUAAAGGUGUUACUUUUAUAUGAA
Molecule: messenger RNA, 1899 nt
Organism: Epinephelus moara (kelp grouper)
Lineage: Eukaryota; Metazoa; Chordata; Actinopteri; Perciformes; Serranidae
Product: zinc finger protein 706
Exons: 3
Coding region: 145-375 (76 amino acids)
Source: RefSeq, a predicted model, not a curated record